Messenger RNA from Ochotona princeps (American pika), 4840 nucleotides. It is a transcript of the gene NCOA3, whose product is annotated as nuclear receptor coactivator 3. Gene Ontology annotation, biological process: positive regulation of transcription by RNA polymerase II; cellular response to hormone stimulus. The record is from RefSeq and is a predicted model, not a curated record. Gene Ontology annotation, cellular component: nucleus. The coding region runs from base 362 to 4522 and encodes 1386 amino acids. Gene Ontology annotation, molecular function: protein dimerization activity; nuclear receptor binding. Lineage: Eukaryota; Metazoa; Chordata; Mammalia; Lagomorpha; Ochotonidae. The transcript has 24 exons.
GGCGGCCCCCGCGCGCCGCGGCUCCGGCGGCUGCCGCCUCAGCUCCUGUGCAGCGGCGGCGGCGGCGGCGGCGGUGGCGGCCGCGGCUUAGUCGGUGGCAGCGGCGGCUGCUGAGCGAGCGGCGAGUUUCCGAUUUAAAGCUUUGCUGCGAGGAAAAUGGCGGCGGGCGGUCCUAUUUUUGGUAUACAAACUGCGGUGGUCCAGGAAGAAGACCAGGCAGCAAGCUGCUGGGCCUGAGUUGCAUUUGUGUUCUGUGCCAAGAUUAAAAUAUUUGCUGAACAGUGGACCCAGAGACCAAUAAAAAUAAACUUCUACCUGAAUAUCAUUUGACUGGUUAGCCAGUUGCUGAUGAAUAUUCAAAAUGAGUGGACCAGGAGAGAACUCCUUGGAUCCUCGGGCUAGUGACUCGCGAAAGCGUAAGCUGCAGUGUGAUACCCCGGGACCAGGUCUCACAUGCACAGGUGAAAAGUGGAGACGAGAACAGGAGAGCAAAUAUAUUGAAGAACUGGCCGAACUGAUCUCUGCAAAUCUGAGUGAUAUUGACACAUUCAAUGUCAAGCCAGAUAAAUGCGCGAUUUUAAAGGAGACAGUAAGACAGAUUCGUCAGAUAAAAGAGCAAGGAAAAACGAUUUGCAACGAUGAUGAUGUUCAGAAAGCUGACGUGUCUUCGACAGGUCAGGGAGUGAUUGAUAAAGACUCUUUGGGCCCUCUGCUGCUUCAGGCAUUGGAUGGUUUCCUGUUUGUGGUGAAUAGAGAUGGAAACAUUGUGUUUGUGUCAGAAAAUGUUACCCAGUAUUUGCAGUAUAAGCAGGAGGACCUGGUUAACACAAGUGUCUACAGUAUCUUACAUGAAGAAGAUAGAAAGGAUUUUCUUAAGAACUUGCCAAAGUCUACAGUCAAUGGGGUUUCUUGGACGAAUGAGACCCAGAGACAAAAAAGUCAUACAUUCAAUUGCCGUAUGCUGAUGAAAACGUCGCAUGACCUUCUGGAUGAUCCGAACACCAGUCCUGACAUGCGCCAGAGAUAUGAAACCAUGCAAUGCUUUGCCCUGUCUCAGCCCCGGGCCAUGAUGGAGGAAGGGGAAGAUUUGCAGUCCUGCAUGAUCUGUGUGGCACGCCGCAUCACCACAGGAGAAAGAGCAUUUCCACCCAACCCUGAGAGCUUUAUUACUAGACAUGAUCUUUCAGGAAAAGUUGUCAAUAUAGAUACAAAUUCACUGAGGUCCUCCAUGAGGCCUGGCUUUGAAGAUACAAUUCGAAGGUGUAUCCAGAGAUUUUUUAGCCUUAAUGACGGGCAGCCGGGGACCCAGAAGCGUCAUUAUCAAGAAGCCUACAUCCACGGCCAUGCAGAAACACCAGUGUACCGGUUUUCCUUGGCUGAUGGCACCAUCGUGACUGCACAGACAAAGAGCAAGCUCUUCCGCAAUCCUGUAACUAACGACCGGCACGGCUUUGUGUCAACCCACUUCCUCCAGAGGGAACAGAAUGGGUAUAGGCCAACCCCAAGCUCUGUUGGACAGGCCGUUAGAGCUCCUGCCCCAGCUUGCAGUAGUUCUGUGGGUGGCAUGAACGUGUCAGCCAACCAAGGCCUACAGAUUCUGAAUAGCAGGACCUAUGGCGUGGCAGACCCCAGCACCACAGGGCAGAUGAGUGGAGCUAGGUAUGCGAGCUCCAGUAACAUGAGCUCGCUGACGCCUGGGCCGAGCAUGCAGUCACCAUCUUCGUACCAGAACAACAGCUAUGGACUCCACAUGAGCAGCCCCCCGCACGGGAGUCCUGGUCUGGGCUCCAGCCAGCAGAACAUCAUGAUUUCGCCUCGUCAUCGCGGUAGUCCAAAGAUGGCCUCGCAUCAGUUUUCUCCCGUUGCAGGUGUGCACUCUCCCAUGGGGUCUUCCAGCACCACCGGGAGCCACAGCUUUUCCAGCAGCUCUCUCAGCGCCCUGCAAGCCAUCAGUGAAGGCGUGGGCACUUCUCUUUUAUCAACUCUGUCUUCACCAGGCCCCAAAUUGGAUAACUCUCCAAAUAUGAAUAUAACCCAACCAAAUAAAGUAAACAGUCAGGAUUCCAAAAGUCCCCUUGGCUUGUACUGUGACCAGAACCCAGUGGAGAGUUCAGUGUGUCAGUCAAAUAGCAGAGAACACCUCAGUGACAGAGAAAGUAAGGAGAGCAGUGUGGAGGUGUCAGAGAAUCAGCGGGGCCCCUUAGAGAGCAAAGGUCAUAAAAAGUUGCUUCAACUACUCACCUGCUCCUCUGAUGACCGGGGGCAUUCUUCUCUGACCAAUUCCCCCCUUGACUCAAGUUCUAAAGACUCCUCCAUCAGCAUCACCAGCCCCUCUGGAGUAUCCUCCUCGACGUCAGGGGGCGUGUCCUCCACAUCCAAUCUGCACGGGUCGCUGUUGCAAGAGAAGCACCGGAUUUUGCACAAAUUGCUGCAGAAUGGGAACUCGCCAGCCGAAGUGGCCAAGAUUACUGCCGAGGCUACCGGCAAGGACACGAGCAGCGCGCUUUGCUGCGCAGAGGGAAGCAUUAAGCAGGAGCAGCUCAGUCCCAAGAGGAAGGAGAAUAAUGCACUGCUUAGGUAUCUGCUGGACAGGGAUGAGCCGAGCGAUGCCCUCGCCAAGGAACUGCAGCCCCAGGUGGACACGGCAGAGACUAAAAUGGGUCAGUGCAGCAGCGCCACCACUGCCAGCUCAAGCCAAGGGAAGGACACAAAAAUUAAAACAGAACCAAGCGAGGAGGGCUCUGGAGACUUGGAUAACCUGGAUGCUAUUCUUGGUGAUCUAACCAGUUCUGAAUUCUACAAUUCCAUGUCUACAAAUGGUAGUCAGCUGGGGACCAAGCAGCAGAUGUUUCAAGGAGCUAAUUCUUUGGGUUUGAGAAGCCCCCAGUCUGCACAGUCCGUUCGCCCUCCCUAUAACCGAGCAGUGUCUCUAGACAGCCCUGUUUCUGUUGGCUCAGGUCCUCCCGGAAAGAAUAUCAGUACUUUCCCUACGUUACCAAAGCAACCUGCGAUGGGUGGAAAUCCCAGGAUGGUGGACACCCAGGAAAAUUAUGGCUCAAAUAUGGGUGGACCAAACAGAAACAUGGCUGUGACUCAGACUCCUUCCUCGGGAGACUGGGGCUUGCCGAACCCAAAGGCCAGCCGAGUGGAACCCAUGGGCUCAGGUGCCAUGGGCAGACCAGCAGCAGAUUACAAUGGCUCUUUACCCAGACCUGCACUGGGAGGCUCUGUGCCCUCCUUGCCCCUGCGUUCUAACAGCAUCCCAGGUGCGAGACCAGUGAUGCAGCAGCAGCAACUUCCAAUGAGGCCUGGUGAGAUUCCUGUGGGAAUGGGGGUCAACCCCUAUGGCCAAGCAGCCCCAACUAACCAGUCAGGUUCCUGGCCGGAUGGCAUGCUGGCCAUGGAACAGGGCCCGCAUGGGACUCAAACCAGGAAUUCCCUGGAUGAUCUCCUUGGGCCUCCUCCUAACCUGGAAGGCCAGACUGAUGAAAGAGCCUUGCUGGAUCAGCUGCACACCCUCCUGAGCAACACGGACGCCACGGGCCUGGAGGAGAUCGACAGAGCGCUGGGCAUCCCCGAGCUGGUGAAUCAGGGACAAGCUCUGGAGCCCAAACAGGAUGCUUUCCAAGGCCAAGAAGCAGCAGUGAUGAUGGAUCAGAAGGCCGCGUUGUACGGGCAGACGUACCCUGCACAGGGGCCUCCGAUGCAGGGAGGCUUUAACCUUCAGGGGCAAUCACCACCUUUUAACUCGAUGAUGAAUCAGAUGAACCAGCAAGGCAACUUUGCUCUCCAGGGAAUGCACCCAAGGGCCAACAUCAUGAGGCCCCGGACCAGCACCCCCAAGCAGCUCCGGAUGCAGCUGCAGCAGAGGCUGCAGGGCCAGCAGUUUUUGAAUCAGAGUCGCCAGGCACUUGAAAUGAAAAUGGAAAACCCAGCUGCUGGCGGUGCUGCCGUGAUGAGGCCCAUGACGCAGCCCCAGGGUUUUCUUAAUGCUCAGAUGGCUGCCCAGCGCAGCCGAGAGCUCCUGAGUCAUCACUUCCGACAGCAGAGGGUAGCCAUGAUGAUGCAGCAGCAACCCCAGGCCUUCAGCCCGCCCCCCAACGUGACCGCCUCCCCCAGCAUGGAUGGCAUUUUGGCAGGAUCUGCGAUGCCACAAGCACCGCCACAGCAGUUUCCAUAUCCACCAAAUUAUGGAAUGGGACAACAGCCGGACCCAGCCUUCGCAAGAGUGUCCAGUCCUCCGGAUGCAGUGAUGUCACCAAGAAUGGGUCCUUCCCAGAAUCCCAUGAUGCAGCACCCUCAGACUGCACCCAUGUAUCAGUCCUCAGAAAUGAAGGGCUGGCCAUCAGGAAACCUGGCCAGGAACAGCUCCUUCGCCCAGCAGCAGUUUGCCCACCAGGGAAAUCCUGCAGCGUAUGGCAUGAUGCACAUGAAUGGCAGCAGUGGUCACUUGGGACAGAUGACCAUGCACCCCAUGCCCAUGUCCGGCAUGCCCAUGGGUCCUGAUCAGAAAUAUUGCUGACGUCUGUGGACCAGGUCCUCUGAGAUCACCGUCAGGUGACCCUGUGCAGGGACCGUCGGGCGGGAGAGUCGUUUGGAGUGUCCCAUGUGGUUUCCGUCCAGGGUGUUGCAAGCGAUGACGUCCGAGCCAAAUGGACUUCUAAGCUGCAGCGCAGUGUCUGCCUGUCUCCUGGUGUCCAGAGGACGAGCAUUUCUGGUGUCACUCCUCCCAGGGAUGCGACUCUGGAGAUACGAGGUGUCACUGAUCGCAAAACUCCCUUGUGUCACUUCUUUCUGCCUUGAUAGCCAAAGUCUUUCAGAUCAGUGUAGGUGGCCAGAG